UUGGCUUUCGUGUUCGAUUCGUUCGAUUGUUGGAGUGUGUCGAUAGGAUUUUUGGGUUAUUUCGGUUGAUUCUGUGUUUUUUUUUGGUAUCUUCUCGGUUUUUUUUUUUCGAGCCAACAUGUGGGGAUGCUCUUUGGAGUGCUGACCAGCUGGAUUUUGGCGGGAUUUCAUUGUUUUCGGGGCUCGAAGGGGUGACAGUUGGUGACAACGGCACGGUGAGGGCUGCACAUUGGAGAUAAUCCGCGAUUAAAAUUACUCGGGUGGGCGUGUUGUCUGGGUCUCCUGUUGAUAGUGUGGACACGUCUCAUCAGAAAAAAUGCUGGCCCCAGAGACAGGUUCAACCAACUCAGAUGCUGUGCACAUUCGAAUUCACUCGGAGAAGGCGCCCCUGAUCUCAGGACGUUCAAUGCUCCGUCGUCUGGGUUCACUCCUGGGCAUCAAAAAAUCCUCGACAGCAAUGUCAGACGGUUACGUAGAGUUCAGCAACCUGGAGUCACGAAAUGGUCGAACCCUGGGAACAUUUGCCGGAGUCUUCAGCCCCGUGACUCUCUCCAUGUUCUCAGCCCUUGUGUUUAUUCGAAUGGGCUACAUAGUGGGAAACGCGGGUCUCCUGGUAACCCUCGGCCAGUUCGUGAUAGCUUAUGCAAUCCUCGUCUUCACGGUGGCCUCCAUAUGCGCAAUAUCGACUAACGGAGCGGUCGAAGGUGGUGGUGCAUACUUCAUGAUCAGUAGAACCCUGGGACCAGAGUUCGGUGGAUCCAUUGGCACGAUCUUCUUCAUGGCGAACAUCGUGUCAUCUGCUCUGUGCAUAUCUGGUUGUGCUGAGGGAAUAGUCGAGAAUUUUGGUCCCAACGGAUAUUUCACUGGGUCAGCAUCAAUAUUCCCUGAUGGCAGAUGGUGGAGAUUUCUCUACUGCACUGUCCUCAAUACUGCCAAUCUCGUUGUCUGUCUCAUCGGUGCUGCCAUGUUCGCUAAAACGAGUGUUGCCAUUCUCGCUGUUGUCUGCAUUUGUCUAUUCAGUGUUUUCAUCAGUUUUCUCGAUCGAUCGGCCAUGGAGGUGCCAAUACCCGACGCCAAUACCAUCGUCAAGAACAUCACUGAUCACCUCAAUGCAUCUUACACUGGUAUGAGAUUAGACACGUUGAUGAGCAAUCUCUACUCAAACUACUCAGCGGAUUACUCCAGCUCUGGCUCGAUCUCAUCAUUCGCCUCGGUCUUCGGUGUGUUAUUCUCAGGUGUCACUGGGAUAAUGGCUGGUGCCAAUAUGUCAGGAGAGCUGCAGAAUCCAGGGAAAAACAUUCCACGAGGAACUCUGUCAGGAGUGCUCUUCACCUUCGUGUGUUACAUUCUUCUGUCGAUAUUCACAGCCGCAACCUCAAGUCGAUUUCUCCUUCAAAACAACUUCAUCUACAUGAUGCCGACGAAUAUCUGGCCGCCGUUCGUUGCCCUGGGAAUUCUCACAGCGACAUUCUCAGCGGGACUCUCCAAUUUGAUCGGCUCGAGUCGAGUACUGGAGGCCCUCGCUAAGGACAACGUCUUCGGUUCAGGCCUGUCAUUCAUCACUACAGGUAUCUGGCGUGGAAAUCCCAUCGCUGCAGUCUUCACCUCGUGGUCCCUAGUCCAAACGAUUCUUCUGAUCGGUUCCCUGAAUACAAUAGCUCAGAUAAAUUCAGUCCUCUUUCUCCUGAGUUAUCUGGCAACGAAUCUGUCGUGUUUGGGUCUAGAGUUGGCAUCAGCCCCGAAUUUUCGUCCCACCUUCAACUAUUUCACGUGGCACACAGCAACAAUUGGCCUCGUGGGGACCCUGAUAAUGAUGUUCAUCAUAAACAGCAUCUACGCCUCCAUCAGCAUCAUAAUCUGUCUGAUUCUUAUAAUCGUUCUCCAUCUAUUCAGUCCCAGUAAGAAUGCAGCCUGGGGCAGCAUCUCCCAGGCUCUCAUCUUCCAUCAGGUACGAAAAUACCUGUUGAUGCUGGACUCGCGAAAGGAUCACGUUAAAUUCUGGAGACCACAGAUGCUGCUGAUGGUGGCCUCCCCCAGGUCAUCGUGCUUUCUCAUCGAUUUCGUCAAUGACCUGAAGAAGGGGGGGCUAUACGUCAUUGGUCACGUGAAAACUGGAGAAUUCAGUGGACAGAGUGUCGAUCCUACCAUCGAGGAGUACCCAAAGUGGCUCUCCCUCGUCGAUCAUCUCAAGGUCAAGGCGUUUGUAGAACUGACUGUUACGAAAACCGUGAGGGAGGGCCUUCAGCAUCUCAUAAGAAUAUCAGGAAUGGGUGCUAUGAAGCCAAACACUAUAAUCCUGGGUUUCCACGACGAGGAGACACCUAGGGAUUUCUUCAGGGACUCCAAGUACAGGACUGAGCUGUUCGAUCAGAGCAAUUCAUUUCCUCUGAGGGCAAUCGGUGGUGAGAGGACUCUCGAUGGAGUUCAGUACGUGGGGAUGUGCAGUGAUGUUCUCAGGAUGAAGAAAAAUCUCUGUCUCUGCAGAAAUUUUCAUCAUCUUGAUAAAAAUAUGAUGGGAAAGGGUGGGAGUCUGGAGUUCAUUGAUGUGUGGCCAGUGAAUUUUUUCAAUCCCACUGAACAGGAUCCUUUCGACACGACGAGCCUCUUCAUGAUGCAACUCGCUUGUAUUAUCAAUAUGGUGCCAUCCUGGAAGGGUCUCACCCUCAGGGUGUUCUAUGUUGAUGUCCAGGAGGGAGGGAGUCUCAAUAUUUCGGAUCCUGGGAGGGCUGGACACUUUGUGGGGGUCUCCAUUGAGGCCAGGAUAAGGAAACUCCUGGAUAUGCUGAGGAUAUCGGCGCAGAUUCAAAAGGUUUCUGGGUGGAAUGGUGGUACGGACAGGGGGGGAAGGGUUCUGGAGGCUAAUCAGAUCAUCAGGAGACGAUCUGGGGCAACUGCUGCGGUUUUUAUGUAUCUACCAGCUCCACCCAGUGCCACUUCCUGGGAGGAGGCCACUUUUUAUCAGGAAUAUCUUCAUCUACUUGGGGAACUCACCCUGGGACUCCCUCCCACUGUUCUCGUCCAUGGCAUCAGUGCUGUCACUUCUACCACUUUGUAACGAAUAUGUGUUCAGUAUUCAAGGUUUUUAAUUUUUAGGGAGGAUAUCAGGGGCCAAGUGAGAUCUGUCGAAUUUCAUUCUUUUACCAAUUAUCUAUUUAUCUCGAUAAUCAUGGGUGCAAGGGGAAAAUAGUAAAGGAGUGUUUUUGGAGCUCGAUAAAUUUUGAACGAAAAAGAUCUUUUCGUAUUUUCUCGUACAAUCAAUGGUUUUCAAGAUAAAAUCAUUUGGAAUUUAACAAAAUUGAAAAAUUCGACUUAUCUUACUUUAUUAUUUUACUACUGAAUUGA
Molecule: messenger RNA, 3342 nt
Organism: Fopius arisanus
Lineage: Eukaryota; Metazoa; Arthropoda; Insecta; Hymenoptera; Braconidae
Product: solute carrier family 12 member 9
Exons: 3
Coding region: 317-3055 (912 amino acids)
Biological process (GO): cell volume homeostasis; potassium ion homeostasis; chloride transmembrane transport
Cellular component (GO): membrane
Molecular function (GO): potassium:chloride symporter activity
Source: RefSeq, a predicted model, not a curated record